This is a messenger RNA of Microstroma glucosiphilum, 7168 nucleotides long. RefSeq lists its product as hypothetical. The record is from RefSeq and is a predicted model, not a curated record. Gene Ontology annotation, molecular function: structural constituent of nuclear pore. The transcript is spliced from 2 exons. Bases 94 to 7119 code for a protein of 2341 amino acids. Gene Ontology annotation, cellular component: nuclear pore; nuclear pore inner ring. NCBI's taxonomy places the organism in Eukaryota, Fungi, Basidiomycota, Exobasidiomycetes, Microstromatales, Microstromataceae. Gene Ontology annotation, biological process: nuclear pore organization.
GGUGACGCCUCGCUCGUACCAUCUACAACGCACUUCUCACAGCCAGUCCUUCUGUCAUCGGCCAGCGCUCCGAGUGAGCUCCUUCCCGCUUAGAUGGCGACGACGUUCGUGCCCUCACAGUAUGUGAGGCUACAUGGCGCCCUACAUCGAGCCACCACCUUCCCAGCCAGUAGCAGCAGUACAGGCUCCGCCAGCAACGAUUGGUACAUCGCCGUAGAUGGACUCAGGAAUGAGCUCGUCGACCUCGGCCGAGUCAAGGGAGCUGAUGACGCGGAAAAGAGGGAAAUCGAAGGAGGCAAGAUCACCCUCGCAGGCACGACCCAUACCCUCAACUCAGAUUUUGCUUCUCUCACACUUCUACUCUCCGCAAGUCUCAAUGCCUCGCCACGUUAUUGCGCUUCGCUACUCCAGGCCGCCCUCUCCUCGCGCUCCCGCUGGCCUAGUCGCUCGCCCAUCGAGAUCGCCCUCAUCCUCUACCAAAGGGAGAGGUGGGCCCUUACAGAGGCAUGGAAGCAGCUCGUCCAGGCUGCAGUCACGCUGCCGCAGGAAGAGUCCCUCGCCAAACGCAAGCUCGGGCUCAAGGUUAGCCAGGCAUUGCAGGCUCUGCUCACACUCAAAGUACAUGAUUCAAAGACAAAUCGCGACGUGACCCUGCCCCGGCGUCUGCUGCUAGAGAUUGACUCCCUCAAGAGCCGAGGCGCCGAAGUCGAAAAGGAGUUGAGGAGCCCUCCUACCAAUGCACAGCGUCGUCUGCCAGACGAGGUGCAACUCGAUCGCUUGGCGGCUAUCAGGCAGGAGCGCAGAGCUUGGGGCCAUGUACUAUAUCUCCUCUGCAUCUCGGGCAUGCUCGUGGGCGAGGAUCUGCUCGCCAUUGCUCAAUGGCUGAGCAAAGUCGCCGAAGAUGAGCAGACGGGUACAAAGGAAGAGCUCAUGCCUUACGUCCUGGCAGCGCUCCUCAGUGGUCUCGAGACUUCUACAAAGAAUUCUCUUGAAGGCAUGGCAGGUCCCGGACUGCCGGAUCUGCUAGAAGAUCGCUCCGCCCUGAGCCAGCUCAACUCUCUCAUCAACUCAUCAAAAUGGAGUGACGCCUCACUACAGGCAGUGGUGCAGCUGCAGUGGUGCCUCUUACUCGUCCAGGUGGUCAAGCAUGAUCCCAGUCUUGGCAAUGAGCUCCACGUCACCGACGACUCUGUCACGCAAGCUGUUCUCAAGGCUGUUCAGAAAGGAGACGCAUUCGUUUACGUCGUCGUGAGGUUGCUUGGAUGGCGGCAACGGCUGCUCGACUCUCUGGAAGGCGUGGAGCCAGACGAUGCAGGUAUCCCAGCUACGACUACAACCUCCACCAACCACUUUGGAGGUGAAGGAGAUGAUGAAGUCGAUGCAGAAUUCCAGCAGUACCUGCUUUCGAGCAUCUACAGCCUUUUGCUCGGCACCUCGAGAACUUUUCUGACACUGUUGCGCAAGAUCCAGAGACAAGAAGAAGAUGCGGCCUUCUCAGCAAGCCGAGCAGGCUCUUCGCAGUCUCAGCGCCGUUAUGAUCUCGAAGCGUUGCUGGAUGGCAUCGCUCUCGUAGUCAGAGGCGACGUUCCUCUGUCCUUGCCCUUCUGGCUGUCACCUGAUGGCAGGCGAUCGCGCUUCCUGCUCUGGGCAGUCGAGCUCAGGGAAGAAGGCCAUCAGCGAGCGCUGCUUGAUCUGCUCAGCUCGAUGGCUAGUGGAGGCGGAGAAGGUGCAUGGCAAGCUCACACGCUCCUGAGCAAUCAACAAGAGGAGAGCGUCAAUGGGGGGCUGAUCAGCUGGAACAGACUGUGGGACUGGAUGGGAUACUACAUCGAGGGACUUAGAGGCAAAGAGCGGGCAGGGAUGCCGCCCGGUGAAGCCGCUCUACUUCGCAGCUUCUUGCGAUUGCUCAAAAGUGUCGUCGCAGGCUCUUACCCUGCCCGCGAGGCCCUCUUGGCAGUCACUUUGACCAGCAAUACACUCGUACCGGCCAUGACCAACCCAAACCCCUUUGGCAUACCCUCCUCUUCCUCAUCUUCCGCGCUGUCAUUGCAGCAAAGCGGCACUGGAACAACCGUCCUGCAAAGGCUCUUUUCCCUUUACGUCUGCCCCGUCCCGGUCGAACUCAAGUCCUCACUGCUCGACAGUCUGGCUGCCUUUGCCAAAGAGCCGCCAGCCGGCAGCGUGACGCUUGGGCGUACGGCAAAGGUCAGACAGGACCUUUGGGCUCUGUUGGAGAGCAGCGGCACUCUUGUAUCGAACAAGGCAGCUCCUUCGACCAGCUUUGGCAGCUCCUAUGGCGGCUUCAGACCACCUCCUCCUCAGCAAUCUGGCGGUGUGCGAUACGAACUAGAGCAAGUCGAAGGACCAAGUGGCUUCUAUCCGGCCACUACUAGCUUCUUGAGCUUCCUCGCCGUGCUCGUCGUGCCCAAUGGGCAGAGUCCGGCUGGCCGGUCUUCAGGUGAUAUUCAAGCUCUUGUGUCAGAUCUUCCCGCUGCCUCCUCGACUGGUCAACUGGUCCCCACAACGCAGCCACUGGGAGUGCCUUCCCCUUCCAUUCCAUUCGACCUUGGUCUCGAAAAGUACAUCGCCUUCGUAGUCGACGUCGUACUGCUGCCCUCUCUCACCGCAACCAACACAUCGCAGCAACGCGAAUUUGCUACCUACAGCGAAAAGUGGCGCCUAGUGGCAGCUUCACUGCAGUUCCUCGACCGAUGUCUAUCGGCUUUUGACCUUGUCAGCUUGGAAAAGCCCGUAGGGCCGUCGGGCGCGCGAGGAGCAGAAGAUCGCGACACGGUCUUGAGGCUAGGACUUCAUCCUGGUUUUGGCGUGAUGAAGAGGCUCAUGAGCUCCAGCAGAUUGCUGCGCGAGAUUGUUGCUGUCCUCACACCCAACUUGAACGGCGCUGCAGGUCUCGACCCAAGUAGUGUGGUCGCCAGCUCUGCUGCUGGAUUCGAAAUCGUCGAUUCGCCAGCUGGCAAGAAGGCCGUCUAUCUCUCGACUGCCGUGAGGACUGCUCUGCGAAUCGUGCUGAAGGCUCUCAAGGGGCAGGAUCUCUUCAUGCAAGUACUCCUUCCUACUCUUGCCGGACUUGCCGAGCCUGAGACGCUGGGACAGUCAGGAACCACAGCUACUGGCCUUCCACCUGGCAUCGAUCUCGAGGCUCGCAUUGGCCAGAGCGGUAGCUACACUGCCAUUGACGCUAAGCUGCUUCAAGAGUACGAAGCCGUCGUUCAGAUUGCCCUCUACAUCAACUCGAAUCGGGAUGAUCUGGCUUUGCUGAGCGUGCAGCUGCUAGGAGAGAUUGCUCGAAGCAGUGCUUUCAGCGAGGUGGACCGCUUCGCGGAUGGUGUUGCAGGUGUCGGUAGGAAGAAGAUGAAUCGAUUGGUCGGUCUGCUCGAGAUGACCGACGAGAGCGGACGCGUCAAGGACGGGGUCGUGCGGAGACUCGAUCUUCUCGCCGAAAGCGAUGACGGAGACGGAGUCGUCUCUGCACUGCUUCUCACAGAUGACUCACGGGACGGUGAAGGUGACGAGCUCUUGCAAGGUACGACUCCGACGAGCAUAGGCGGAAACGAAGCUGUCUGCCAGGCCAUUCUCGACCUACUCCUUCUCAACGUAGCAAACCCUCGAUCUGGUCACAACAUCGCUCACCUGCUGCUUGGGUUUGAUCUUCGGGUCGGCAAAGCUGAUGAGCAGGUCAUCCCCAAUCCAGGUCCCGACAACCCUCGAGGGGCUUUGCACUCUAUUCUGGACCUACUGCAGGGCAGCAGGAGCGUAGACGAAGACGGUGGCGCGGAAGACGGCGAUGCUGACUUGCCUACCCUUCUUGAUACUCAUCCGGGCUUGGCUGAGCGAUCACUCCUGCUCUUGGUGCGGCUUGCAACCCACCCCUUCACAACCUCGUCAACCUUGCGCUAUCUGAGGACGCAAGAAGAUUUCUGGGGACAUCAGCUUCGCCGAAACAUGAAUUCGUAUUCAGUGCCUGUGGAGAGGGGAAGCGAUGACACACUGGAUGAAAUCAGCGCUAGUCGUCUUGCCCGCGGCAGCGUCGUCUACCCCGAUGGUCAAAGCGUCGCAACUUCCGUCGAUGCCCUCGUGGCCAGCUUGCGUAUUCGCCGACAUUUGCUCACCGGAAUUGCUUUGGAGGUACACGGUCUUGUGGCUGCGGGCAUGUACUCACAAGCGGCUAGACUUGUGGGGGCCUUGUACGGUUCUGGCCUGGUCAUUGCCUCGCCUGGAGACGAAGGCCGAAACGCAGACGAUGACAACAGCGUGGGCGACUUCCUUUCUGGCAAAGCAUCGUCUGCCAUCCACAAUGAGCAGAGCGGCAACCUACUAUUGGAGCUUCUGCACUCCUUUGACUUCGAAUGGCACGACGAGAGGGAUGGCGUCGCCUCCAACCUCAGCAUUCUUGGCGACCUUGACAUCUCGCAGGCUCGCAGCGAUAGCGCGUCGAGAGAGUUCGACGUCGGGAAGUCUAUUGGUCUGCUUGCCUUUGCUCGACGGGAACUCGAGCGACAAGGAGAGCUCAGCGAGGCUCGCAAGCGCGCUGCCUUUGACCGAGAAGCAGCCAUCGUGUUGCAAUACGUCAGUGCCCGCAACGCCCACCGUGUCAUUGCUGCGGCUCGCAGGACGGCCUUGACAAGCUGGAGGAACGUACAUGACCUCGUGCUGUCUCACGCUAGCAUCCUCUUCAGACCCGAGGCUCGUGCGACCGUCGUCUUUGACUGCCUCACAUCUUUGCUGCCCAAACUGGAAGGACCUGCUCCUGAGGAAGACCCAGCAUUGGCUGAUCUCGCAGCUGGAGCGAUCUUGGCUCUCUUGACGAGCUUGCGCAGGCAUCGAGCUGCUCUAGGCGCUGCUGCUCAGCUCUCUGGAGCUGCCGACCUCCUCGACGAACUCCCCGUAGACCGCUUGAUGCUCACGCUCAGAGCUCUCGUCGGGGCCCUGCUCAGGUCCGGAACCUCGAUUUCCGCACGUGGCAAUCUCUACUCGGCAUUGAUCAAUUUCCUUCAAUUGGCUCGAACAGCAGCGCCUCGAGGCGACGAGCCGCAGGGCCAAUCUGGCGAUGCCUCCUUCUCUGUAGCCGGGACCGAUAUCGACGAUGGCGCAUCAGCCAUCUUCAGUGUCUCUGGCAGCACAGUGGGUGGUGAGCCUGGUCUGCAGCCGUCUCUCCUCGACGUUCGAACGAGCACCUUCCUUGCGACCCAAGCGGAACGUCUGGUCUCUGUGGUUGCGCGAGAUGCUCUUGACGCCCCUGACGUCUGGCGGACCGUAGCAUUCACACUUCUCGACAAGCUCUACGCUUUAGAGGCGCUGACCAACAAGGGUCGCGGAGGCAACUCUCGAGGUCCACUCGUUCUGGACAUUCUCAGCCGAGGUGGCUUCAUGAAGAGCUUUGUUGCCAGGCUCAGGGCGAUGGAUGUCGAGUUGCAAGAGGUGCUCCGACCGGAUCCUUCAAGUCUCAACGCUCUGUAUGUUUACGAGUCGAUACUGGCCUUCUUUGGCCGACUUUCCCAGACACGCGAGGGUGCCGAGCGACUCCUAGAGGCCAGAUUGUUCGAUGUCUUUGCUCAGGCUGAUGCUCUUGCAUCUCGCCCCGAAGAGGAUCAGGGCUUUGUUGAUCUCGAAAGCUUCUUACCGGCCGCUACAGAGAGGUACGGUGCUCUUCUACUACCUGCUCUUCAAGUCAGCGUCAGUACAGUCAACAGUGCCGCUACCUCGCAACGUUCUCGAGCACCUGUCAUUGGAUUUGGAGGGCAGCGGCAGCCGGAGUCGUCUCACGCUUCUCAUAGUGCUUUGCAACAGGCCUUGGCCCUCCUCAACACCCACCGAGACGCCUUCCUUGCUGUACUGAAAGCAGCCACUUCGGACACUACCAGCCUGGCAACGAUCGAGCAGGCUCAUCUUAUCGUCGCUCUGUUCCUGCAGAUUCUGCCCAUCACCGACGAUGAUGCUCUCAGCCCGCCACAACCGUUGUCUGCCUUCCACAGUGCCGUCUUGGCCUUGGCCGCCGCCUUCUUGCACACCACAGCUUGGCGAUCGAGGGUAGUGCCUUUCACUGAGUCGGAGCGAGAGGACGAAGCUACUGCUGCGCCCGCUCUGAAAUCCGGAGGAGCAGCUCAUGGCACCGUUCACGACGACUUGAUGAACGUCGACGGACAGAAACAGAUCGAAAACGUCUUCGACCUGCAUGCCUCGCAGAUGGUCGCCCGUCUUGUCAGUCUGAUCCUUGCGUACUUGGAAGCGGCCAGUGAGACGCACGGACGCGUUGGCAAUCAGCCCAACGUGAGACCAUGCUUUACCUCUGCACUCGUCGUACCACAGCCCUUCUCCGUGCGAGGUCAAUACGAUGCACAGGAGGAGCGUCGCUCCCUCGCCCCACCCAUGACAACGGGUCGACUGGCCUCUGUGCCCAGCUUGGGCGUCGCGCUUGCCUCGAUGGACGAAGUUGUGGCUUCACUAGAAGCUGACCUGCAGACGGCCGAGGGGAUCAAGAGUAUGCUUGAGAACAGCGAGAAUGUACGACUGGAAGAGUGGGAUCGAGUGGUGGAACAGUCCCUCCUGCUUGGAGCCACAAGCGCAAACAAUGGUGCUUCAGCGGCCAGAUCGCUUGGAGAUCUGGGGCUGGGUCAGAGGAAGAGCAUCGCGACUCGGCAAUUGCACGCCCAUCUCGCCCUCCUCAGGAGUCAAUUCAGCGAAAGGCUCGACUUGGUAGAUCUCCUGCUCGUCCUCAUCCAUCGACACUUUGGAUUCUACCUCUCUCUCUCUUCGAGCAGCACGGGGAGGGCCACGACCAUCGGAGGAGCCGUAGAUGACUUUGCUGCUCCAUGGCGAGCGAGCAGUGCAGGUGCUGCUGGGGCAUCGAGGCAACAGCGCAGCACUCCCGGCGGUGGCGGACUAGACUCUGCUACCUCCUCGGACGCUCUCCUGCGGGAAGGAGCCCACCUAGUCCAACUCGCCCUGGAGCGUCUAGGUCGUGUACUCAUCGCGCUUACCUCGCAGGAUGCACCCUUGAAGAUUAGCGCACCGAGGGAGAGGAGCGCAUUCCUUGAGUUGGUGGGGAGAAAGUUGCAGACGCUGCUCCUUGUCAGGAGAGAGGAAGAGGGCGAGGCAUGAGUGGGCGUCAGCGUCAGCGUGGGCGUGUGGGUGGCGGAGAGGCGGGGGA